Molecule: messenger RNA, 4260 nt
Organism: Lingula anatina
Lineage: Eukaryota; Metazoa; Brachiopoda; Lingulata; Lingulida; Lingulidae
Product: ferroportin
Biological process (GO): iron ion transmembrane transport
Cellular component (GO): membrane
Molecular function (GO): iron ion transmembrane transporter activity
Source: RefSeq, a predicted model, not a curated record
UUGACGGGUGAAGGUCACGAGGAGAUUUACGUUUGCCGCCCACGGAAUAUUAAUCAAAAGAUUGGAGCUUCUUAUCUUUCUGGCUGUAAGGUAGAGGUCGGACUGCAUGCAAACAUGCGGUAACUGUAUUUCAUCUUGGAUAUCUACCGAUAGGUGCAGUGUGAAUUGAGAUAAUUUGAUAAUAAACAGCCGAUGUCAUAGACGGGGGUUGUUUGGAAAAGGAAACUGAGAGCUUCCAUGUCAGCGCUUCGUUUAAUUUAUCUUAGAACGUUCACUUGAUGUAACAGCCUGUAUUUUGUUUCCUAGAACAGUUGUAUUGAGAAUAAUGCUGUCUGUGUCUCGUGGUGGAAGUGACGUAAGAUAAACACCAAUUGUUGCAAGAUCGAAAAACGACACCAUCAAGUUAAAGGAAGAAAAAAUCCAGGGUUCGAAAAAGCGACAGUCGGCUUGUUUUGAUCACAGACAAUGGCAGGCGACGGUCAAAGCAGAUGCAGUCGUUUCAAGGAAUGGCUGAAGAGUCCAGCUUUCAUGGUAUACUUUAGUCACACACUGUCAGCGUGGGGAGAUCGCAUGUGGAGUUUUGCAGUCGGUCUUUUCUUGGUCCAGCUUUCAGAGGAUCUCCGCCUGGUGGCAGUGUAUGGAUUUACACGAGGAGGAUCUAUUCUUCUGUUUGGAGCUGUUAUUGGAGACUGGAUAGACAGGAAUAUGAGGCUCAGAGCUGUGCGCAUCUCCCUCUUCAUCCAAAACACUGCCGUUAUUUUAUCUGCCAUCUUACUAUGUAUCAUGUUCACAUUAGAGUCUCACAUCAUGAAGACAUGGGAGGGCGGACUGUUCACUCUGUUUGCCAUUCUGGUCAUCGUCAUAGCGGACAUUGCAGCGCUGGCCAGCGUAGCCACCAAGAUCUGUGUGGAGAGAGACUGGGUAGUUGUCAUGUGUCAGGGUAACAAGGGCAAGCUGGCAAGUCUCAAUGCCACAGUGAGAAGAAUCGACCUAACGACCGCCAUCUUGGCUCCAGCAGCGGUGGGUCAGAUAAUGACAUACUCCGAGACUGGCACGCUGCCUGCACACGUCGUUGGCGCUAUUUUUAUCGCAUGUUGGAAUGUGGUGUCCAUGUUCCUGGAGUACGGGCUGCUGUACAGUGUGUACAGAAAGGUACCAGAGCUGGCCGUGAAGAGAGUAAAAGGAGAACCAGAGGCUGUGGAGAACAAACUCACCACACCAGAAAAGCCCACAGAGAUGGAGCCAGACCUUGCUGGGGAGUUAGAGACAGAUAAUGAGCUGAAUAAGUCAGAGGAGGAGGCCACAGAGGAGAAAAUGCUGCCUAAAGUGGAGAAGAGUGAAGACCAGGAGAAGGUGGAGAUGGCUGAUGAGGAGGAGUACAAGUCCCCGUACUCGGCCACCACAGCUGCAGACGAGGAACUGGACAAGAGUUGUUUCCAGUUGAUGUUCUCCAAGUUCAUCGUUCUCUUCACUGGCUGGGGCAUCUACAUGAGACAGUCUGUGAUGUUAGCAGGACUCGGGUUGGCAUUUCUCUACAUGACUGUCCUGGGCUUUGAUAACGUUACCGUGGGUUAUGCCUUCUCACAAGGUUACACUGAGUCCAUUCUGGGAAUCUGCAUGGCGAUUGGCUCCUUGAUGGGAAUCCUGGGAACUGUGGGAUUUACCUUCCUUCGCAAACGGAUUGGAGUUGAGCGCACGGGCCUGUUUGGGUUCAGCCUGGAAAUCUCUUGCCUGACGCUGUGCGUAGUCUCCAUUUGGACCCCUGGCAGUCCAUUUAUUGGCUAUCACGACACAUCCCAAAAGUAUACAAUAACGACGUGCGAGCUGAAGCCACCUCAGGGUAAUGCCACAGUGCUGCCCCCUAUUGUUGUGAGUGGCAUUGUUCCGGUAUUACCAACUUCACCAGAAAACAAUACAGAUUUUGGACGACGACGACGUCGCUCAGUUCCCUUUGAUUCCCAACAUCAAUACUCAUACUUCAUAAAUGAUGACUUUUCUACAGCUGGGAUGCUUCAGCCAAUCAGAAUGGAGAAUAUAAUCAGUUUCCAUGACAACCAAGAUGUUAGUGUCCAUGGAAACAGUCAUGUUAUUGUAAAAAGACAAGCUAAUAAUGUAUCUCUAGCAACCACCCCCGAGGGGUCUGUGGAUGACUCGCCACCCUCCGUGCUGGCUCUUCCUUUUGAUGCCUCUUAUAACUUUUCAAAUGCCAGCAACGAGGCAGGAACAUUUGACAACGCCACCCACACUUGUAAGACUGAAGUCAAAGGUUCUCUAAUAUCUGUCUCUCUCUUCAUAGCUGGGAUCAUCACUGGCAGGUUUGGCCUCUGGAUGGCUGACCUGUCCGUGACACAGCUGAUCCAAGAGAACGUCGCGGAACAGGAGCGCGGCGUAGUCAACGGUGUCCAGAGCUCACUGAACAUGUUGCUGGACAUGGUGAAAUUUUUACUGGUGAUUGUCGCUCCUCGCCCAGAUACUUUUGCCAUCUUGAUUAUUUUGUCCUUCAGCUUCGUUUGCUGUGGAGGAGUGUUUUAUGCCCUGUACUCGAGAAAAAUUCGCGGUCAUCUAUUCCAUUUUGAGAAGUGCGUGUGUUGCAGGGCGGGUCCUCGGACGCCGAAGAAGGAUCACACGAGUUUGGCGGUCAUCACAGCAGAAACGCCAAAUGCUAGUACAAGUACUGUGGUGACAUAAUGUUACGAGUCAUGGCUAUGUUUAACAUUUGGAGAUAGAACCCGAAAAAAAGGUUGAUAUGGAACUGUCCAUUGGUAUUUUAAUAGUUGCCAGGCACACAGCAACAAGAUUCAAAUAAGAAAUAUGCUGUUGGCUGCCAAUUACUUCUCUUCAAAGAGUUGUGACCACUUUGUGUUGCAAAAAUGCAGUGUAACAUUUUAGAUAUUAACAACAAACUGCAUUUACUUGGACACUUAUUAAAAGAUAUAUAGGCUUGGUGUUGUACUGCAUUUUUAAUUCUGUUUUAUCCGAGAAAAAAAUAUUGUAUUGUCAGUUUUUCAUUUGUUGUAUUGUGAAUAAAAAUAAGGCAAAGGUUAGGGGUAAGUGCAUCCUAUUUGAGGCUUUUCUUGCCAGAGAGUGCCACCUAUUGAACACUGCCAUGACAACAGUCAUAUCUGUUUUACAAAAAAGGAAAAAAGUUAAAGAAGCUGGCUUCUCUCAGCUGGCCCAAUAUCAUUAUUAUCAUUAUCAAUAUCUUUGACAAGGUUUUAAAGGCACAAUUGAUUAUUAAAUAAUUGAUUUAUUUUGGCCAUUUUAUUGUGGAUAAAUACUUUAUAUUUUUGGUGAAGGUAAGAAAUGAAACAUAUGACAGCGCACUUUUCCAAUGCAUCAAUUUCUUAAUUGUGAAAUGGCUUUACCAGCUGACAAUAACAGACACCCAGGUGUGGACUACACUAUAAUUUUGCUUUUUCCCCCAAAGAAAUCCCCUGUAUUAACUAUAGUUUAAGCCAUUUGCCUAGUAUUAGUAUUGUUACGUAUUUAUACAGAACAUUCUUUAUGUGUUAAGAAUGUGAUGAUGGAAUUUUAGUUCCCAUAGUAUUUUUGGAAUGAACAGUUUAACCAAAGGCCCUGACUGAGACAGGAGACAGUAGAGCAAUAGUUUGAUCGAGUUUGUGCAGUGAUUUUCAAUUGUGGACAGUAGAUAGGACUUGUUACUUGCAUGGAAUUGAGAAAAUGAGUUUUUAUCGUUAAGUUUUAACGGCUCUCUUUGUAAUUUAGAGCCAUUUGUUUUACAAUAUUUUAAUGAUAGUGGUUUAGAUUGCAUGUUGAGAGAAAGUCUCAGAUCAUCGUGAUAAGUAAAUAUUGUAAUCAAGUCAUGGUAUGUCAAAUGAUCAUUGUGAUAAAGAGGGAACAUGCUAUCUGAUAUUUUUCUAAUUUCAUAGUGUUGUUUUAUUACAAAGAUUAUUCCAUUUCUGCUACUGGAGGGAGGAAAAUGGAAGUUAUUUUACACAACUUUGACACGGAUUAGAUCUUGAUCAUUCAACCAAGAGAUAAAUUUUUUUAGACAGUGUAGUGUGCUUUCAAAUAUUGAACUCUACUUCCUCAUGCACAUGGAUAAUCUUGUAUUCAAUGUCAGGAAGAUGUUCAAUCAUAAUUGUGAUGUAAAUUCUGUCCAUUAGAUUAAGGCAUAUCACAAUUUCUUCUCUAACAUUCUCUCACCUUGGGCAACUUCCAAGUGUUCCUUGCUUUUCAGUAAAAUUUGUUACAUUGCUUAUUAAUAAAAGUUGCAAUAAUAAAGUAUAUUGUACUAAA